Molecule: messenger RNA, 441 nt
Organism: Cercopithifilaria johnstoni
Lineage: Eukaryota; Metazoa; Nematoda; Chromadorea; Rhabditida; Onchocercidae
Source: the annotation of a GenBank genome assembly
AUGAAUGUCGAGAAUAUUGCACAUUUCAAUGAAUUACAGGAGAAUGCAAUUUUACUGGGCUUGCCCAGAGAGCAGUAUGUGUUUCUGAAGUCACCAACCGACGAAGAGAAGCUCGAAUUAUUGAGGCGUGCGAUAGCAGUACUAUACACGCCAAGCAAUGAACACUUUGGGAUUGUACCCGUAGAAGCGAUGUAUAUGAAAUGCUGUGUGAUUGCACCAAAUAGCGGUGGACCGCGCGAAACUAUUGUUAAUGAAGAGACUGGAUUUUUGGUAAAUGAAAACCCGGAUUCAUUUGCAGAAAAGAUGGCAGAACUUAUCAAAGACAAACGUAAGGCUGAAGCUAUGGGUAGCGCUGGUCGCAAAAGAGUUGAAUCCGUUUUUGCGAUGGAUAAUUUUGUUCUGCAACUGGAAAAUUUGAUACGUGAAGUUUUUUUUAUCUGA